Molecule: messenger RNA, 891 nt
Organism: Exophiala viscosa
Lineage: Eukaryota; Fungi; Ascomycota; Eurotiomycetes; Chaetothyriales; Herpotrichiellaceae
Product: HAD superfamily phosphatase
Exons: 1
Coding region: 61-747 (228 amino acids)
Molecular function (GO): phosphatidylglycerophosphatase activity
Source: RefSeq, a predicted model, not a curated record
CAUCUCUCUACUCGCUUUUAUAUAUCAUCGUCACUCUACUACUCGACAUCUUACCUGGACAUGCCGCUCCUUUCCAAUGUGCCAGCCCUUCGAUUGACGCUUGCUUACGCCCUUCAUGACCCUUCGUGCCUCUUGCCACACAGAACCAUCCCAACUCUACUCUCACUUCCACUGCCGGUCGGUCCUUGCCUCCCAACGAACCCCACGAUUCGGGCUAUCGUCUUAGACAAAGACAAUACUAUUUGUCCACCCGAGACAGCUAAGCUACAUUCAUCAUUCGUCAAUAAGAUUGAGAAGAUCAAACAGUCGUCAGAGUUCUCCCACAACGCCCACAGCAUAUUGAUAGUAUCGAAUACAGCAGGCAGUUCUGCAACUCCAGAGCACGAAGCAGAAGCCAAGCUGCUCGAAGCCGAGCUUGGUCUUCCUGUCCUGAGACAGCAUCCAGACCGUAGGAAGCCUCUCUGCGGACCGGACAUACUUGAGUACUUCAAACAACAUGGUGUCACAGACAACCCAAGGGAGAUAGUUGUAGUGGGAGACCGACUUGCUACCGAUGUUCUUGUGGCUCACCAGAUGGGCAGCUGGAGUGUUUGGUGCAGGAACGGCUGGAGAAAUCCCGAGAUACCCGGAAGGGACUACAGAGGCUUCUUAAGCAAGAUGGAAAAUCGAUUCGAGCGAAUCAUGAGGGGUGGUCUCCAGAAAACUGCACCUCUACCAAGGACGACGUUACCUAUGAAAGAGCCUUGAAGUCGCUGAAACGGCACACACAAAGUUCAGUAUUGACACCAGCUUCCAUGAGCACCAUACCAAUAUCCCGGGGAUUUGAGACCGCAGUACAUGCUCCUGGCACGCCUGCACGCCAUGCCCGGUUCUUGUGAAUUUGCCAUCAGC